GCAGUAUUGCAGGCUAGUUCUGCUGACUGCCAACUGCCAGCAUUUCAGCAGUUUGAGCCACCAGCUCAAGGUUGACUCAGCUUUCCGUCCUUCCGAGGUUUUAAAUGAUUUCCAAUGUCCCAAAACAGACAAGAACAGGAAGACAACCAGUCAGAUGAAAAAUGCCACCAAGAGUUAGAAGCAGCGGAAAAGGAGUUGGAAGCCAAUGCAGACAUAACCGAUUUUAGCCUGCUAGAAGGUCCUCAGACUUCAACCGCGGAACAAACACUGAAGCCUGAGAGUUGGCUUUGGGGGUGGUUUCCCUUCCCCCUUCUCUCUGGGCUGACCUGGUUGGGAGACAGAAACAAGCCUAUUCAGGAGCCCGUUUGCUGCCAAAUCCAGAGAAAAAAAACAUCCAGUAAUAUGUGCCCGGCGUGUGAGAUUAUGUUCUGCAAAAAAUGUGAGACGUUACAUUACAGCCGGGUCUUCAUUGAACAUGGGCUCCUGGGUCACAGCACAGAGAGCUUGCCAGAGGCUCUGAGUCCCGCAGUGAGCACAGGUUCCAUAGAUUUAGUUGGUGCUCCAGUGGAAGCAGAAGGCAGAGAGACAAAAUGGCCAUAAAGAGGGAACAAUGGAUUUAUUUCUUGAGGGUCCACCAACACCACCAGCCGUCUGCUUAAUCUAUUUACCUAAAAGAAUGGAAGUUUGGCCAAAUUCACCAUAACUACUUAUAUGUGUAUGGAGAUAGGAUUGUUUUGUUGUAAAUAAAAUCUAUUUGGCUUUGAGGAUUUCCAAAAACAUAAGAGUUAUAGCAAGGUUGGAAUGAUACCAGAAGAAUCUUAACUAUAGCAUCCUAAGGAUUAAAAUGGUUUUAAUUUCUA
This is a messenger RNA of Pantherophis guttatus, 860 nucleotides long. The record is from RefSeq and is a predicted model, not a curated record. NCBI's taxonomy places the organism in Eukaryota, Metazoa, Chordata, Lepidosauria, Squamata, Colubridae.